Molecule: messenger RNA, 1843 nt
Organism: Cherax quadricarinatus
Lineage: Eukaryota; Metazoa; Arthropoda; Malacostraca; Decapoda; Parastacidae
Source: RefSeq, a predicted model, not a curated record
AAGAUGAGGAGGAAGAUUUAGAAAAUAUGGAUGGAAUGAUUGAAGAUGUCGUUGCCAGGAUGACCAAAGGCAAACACACACGAGGAAAACUCUUAUCUUUCUGCGAGAAUAGAAGACCUGCAUAUUGGGGCACGUGGAGCAAGAACAGUUCAUGUGUUUCAGCACGUCGACCUUUCGCUAAAGAUAAAGUUUUUGACUACGAGUAUGACAGUGAUGAUGACUGGGAAGAGGAGGAGACAGGGGAGAGUUUAAGUGACUCUGAAGGUGAAGAGAAGGAAGAGGAAGGAGAUGGGGACCAGUACGAAGUGGAUAAUGACUUCUUCGUUCCUCACGGUUACUUAUCAGAAGAUGAAGGCAGAUCAGAUGAAGAGGAUCCCCAAGAUGAAGUGGUGUCCCAGGAUGAUGAGAGCAAGAAUAGAGAAAAACUUAAGCAAAAGCAAGCUGAGUUUGAGGAAGAAAUGAAACAGAAAACAAAGCAAUUAAAACCACGUGUUAGAGGCUGUUUGUGGAUGGCAGAUAAAAACAACCGAGCAUAUGAUCAACUUUUGAGGAUUUUAAGCCCUCAUAAGGUAGUGAGUCUUUCUUCCCAGUUGCCCAUUGGUACUUCUCAUGGAGGAUUGUUGCCACAGGACACCAAGGAUAACAAACUAGAUGAUGACUUUGCUUCAGAUGACAAAAAUAUUACAAGGCCAAAAUAUUUAAAAAAAUUCCCUGAAGAAGCUGUUCCAUCACUAAUUGAGUUGCUUCAUGGAAAUCGCAAUGGUAAACUCUUCCUGUCCCGCGAGUUUCCUGAUUAUUGGAGAAAUGGUGACAUCGACUGUAAUGAAGAAAGCAGAAAUAGUGGUCUUUUUAUUGCAAGGAGAAAGGUAGAGGCCAAAAUCAAAGAGCUUGGUCGUUGGAGGAGUUGUCCAGAUGAAGGCCCAUUCCACAAGGUUAUGAUGUGGUAUGUUCCUAAAGAAGUGCGAGAGAAGCAUGGUGUUGGAGAAUUAUCUCUGCCCAACACGUGGAAUUACAUCAACAAGCCAAAGGAACGGAGAGACGUAAACCAAGAUGAUAUUGAGGCUUCUGAAGAAGGAUCCAAGAUAUCAAAGAGUAUAAAACUAACUCCCAUAACUGCAUUUGCUAAAAAGCUACCUCUAACUACCAUCUCCAGCCCUACUUUACCUGCUUCUUCCACUAAGUCUAUGGCUCAAUCUUCAGAUGCAGAUGAAAGUUGUAACAAUACCUUGUCUACAACUCCACCUCAACUUGUAUCAGCUAACUUGACCUCUGCUUCACCUCUUUCAUUGGCCAACAUUCAGACUCCAUCACGGAAGACUUCAUCUGCUCACCCUAAGAAGAAAAUUGCACUUACGUCAGAACUACAAGAGCCUGUACCAACUACUACACAGAGUGCUUCCUUUGUGUCUUUCUUCAAAAAAUCAGGAGAGAAGUCUUCCUCAAAAUCAGAUGCGAAGGAAGAAAAGUCAAAAGACAGUCAGGAUGCAAUAGAAUGUAUAGUUUUAGAUUAAAGUGGGAGGAAAUGUUUAGCUACCAAAAUUACUAUAUUGAAUUUUAGAGCUAAUUAAUGUAUAAUAAAGCAACAUUUCAUCAUAUUGAUUGAAUGCUGCUGAAUGUUUUUUAUUGUAUUAGGGCUUUCCCAUUUUCUGGCAGUUGAAUUUGUAUAUAAGUUUUUUCUUAUUUACCACAGUAGUCUGCAAUAAUCUUUACAUGCCUCAAGAAAUCAGACAAGCAACUUUUCUUUAUUAAUAAAAGUAAUAUUGCUUAAAGUUUGGCUGCUAGAUUAAACAUUCAAGAAGCUGAGGAGUUGAUCAACUUUUUUGCAAAUAAUUUUAUAACCUAU